Molecule: messenger RNA, 2397 nt
Organism: Fundulus heteroclitus (mummichog)
Lineage: Eukaryota; Metazoa; Chordata; Actinopteri; Cyprinodontiformes; Fundulidae
Gene: dnajc21
Product: DnaJ heat shock protein family (Hsp40) member C21
Exons: 12
Coding region: 294-1928 (544 amino acids)
Cellular component (GO): cytoplasm
Molecular function (GO): nucleic acid binding; zinc ion binding
Source: RefSeq, a predicted model, not a curated record
GCGAAGAAGAAGACGACGACGUAGAUGAAGAAGCUAGCUCCAACGGCUAUAUGGCUAUAGACGGACACGCGCUAUAUUAUUCGCUAGUUAAACGUAUAUAAAGGCUAUCUGCUCGUGAAAAGGAGCGGUUUUCAUAGUUUUAUAUCGAAUGUUCUUAAAUAUGACAGAACUGUCGUUGUUAGAUAAGAACCGCUAAUGUUUUAACUUCAACCAGAUGCUAUUAUUAGCCUCGCGCGGGUAAACGCGAGUGUUUGCUGUGUUAUUUAUCCCGAAGUGCGGCGCUUUCCGCAGAGAUGAGGUGUCACUAUGACGUGUUGGGGGUGAAAAGGGACGCGGGAGAUGACGAUCUGAAGAAAUCCUAUCGGAAAUUAGCCUUGAAGUGGCACCCAGAUAAAAACUUGGAGAAUGCGGAGGAGGCCGCCGAGCAGUUCAAGCUCAUUCAAGCAGCCUACGACGUCCUCAGCGAUCCGCAGGAGAGAGCCUGGUAUGACAAUCACAGAGACGCGCUGCUGAAAGGAGGCCUGAGCGGCGAUUAUGAAGAUGACAGCAUUGACCUACUGCAGUACUUCACUGUCACCUGCUACUUUGGAUAUGGAGAUGACGAGAAGGGCUUUUACACGGUUUACAGGAAUCUUUUUGAGUCCAUUGUUAAGGAGGAGAUGGAGCACAGCAGGAUGGACGACGAGGAAGAGGAAGAAGGGUUUCCUCCCUUUGGAGAUGCUCAGAGCGAUUAUGAUACAGUAGUUCAUGUGUUUUACGCCCACUGGCAGAGCUUCUGCACCCGCAAAAACUUCGCCUGGAAGGAGGAAUACGAUACGAGGCAGGCCUCCAACCGCUGGGAGAAAAGGGCCAUGGAGAAGGAGAACAAGAAGACGAGGGAAAAGGCUCGGAAGGAGCGCAAUGACCUCGUGCGACAGCUGGUGGCCUUCGUCCGUAAGAGAGACCGCCGCGUGCAGGCCCACAGGAAGCUGCUGGAGGAGCAGAACGCUGAGAAGACCAAGAAGAUGGAGGAGCAGAGGAGGCAGCAGAAGCUCAAGCAGGCCAAGCUGGCAGAGGAGUACAAGGAGCAGAGCUGGGCCGCCAUGUCUGCGCUGGAGAAGGAGCUGCAGCAGAUUGAAGCUCAGUACGGAGAGGAGUUCGGAGACACGUCUGAGAGUGAGGAAGAGGAGGUGGAUGUGGACACGUUUCAGAAAAACAGCCAAAGAGAUGGAGAUGCUGAGCAGCCAAAUGAAGAUGACCCCACCGUCGACUAUUAUGAUGAUCUUUAUUGCCCAGCGUGUGACAAAUCCUUCAAAUCAGACAAAGCCAUGAAAAACCAUGAAAAGUCCAAAAAGCACCGAGAGAUGGUGGUGUUGCUACGGCAACAGCUGGAGGGAGAGGACAAUUUAUUCUGCUUGAACGGGAAAGAGGAUGGAGAGGAUGGAAAUGACCUGCAGGAUGAGGAGGAGGAGGUGGAGGAAGAGGAACAGCCAAGGCAAAAGCUGUCCAAAAAGCAAAAGAGGAAAAAGAAACAACAAAAAGUCGUACAGCAAAGUACUCCGGAGGGUAAGCAGCAGCAGCAGCAGGAGGAGGAGGAGGAGAUACCCUCACAGACCACUUGUGAGGAAGCAGCCCCUGAAAAGUCAGAAAAUCCUCCAGAGCCUGAGAGGCAAGAUGACCUUCCUUCUGUGGAUGUCAAAAGCAGCUCCGAGAGGACGAAGGGAAAAAAGGGAGGAGGAAAGGACAAACCAAAGAACGGCAAAUCACACACUGAACAGUUUCCUGAGAAGGAGGUGACCCUCCGCUGCGUCACCUGCAACGACGAGUUUCCCACCAGAAACAAGUUGUUUGACCAUCUGAAGACCAGCGGCCAUGCUACUGCGCUCUCUGCAAAUGGCAUUCACAGCUCCACGAGCAAGAGCAGGAAAGAGAAGAGGAAGAACAGAUAACACACUCUGAUAAGACUUUGGCCCGAUACAAACUUUGCAAUAAAUGCAACAAGCAUUGCCUAAUAUGUUGGUUCCCGUCGUUGUAUCUGUGCUGCUUAAUCUGUGAUCAGACAUCAUGGAGAUAUGAGUAUUUUUUCAUUUUCUGUUAGAAGUUUCAAAUAAGGACCCUAAACCUCCAUCUGGCAAGUCCAGUAAACGAGAGUGAGAUGAGAUGUGGUUUAAAAUAAAACCUUUUAACAUAUUUUGUCUGACAAGGUUGGAGAUCCUUGUUCACUACUUGCGUGUAGAGUGAAGGUAGAAAAGAUUGGUUUAAACUGAUUUGAUAAAAAAAAAAAAAAUUAAACCUGGAAAAAAAAAAUCUGUUUUUCUUAUCAGAAUUGGAUUGAUUGAGCUCCCUGUAUUGAAUAAAAGGUUAGUUGUUGUAAAAUAAUAAAAGCUUCGUUUAUAAAUGGCUGAAAGGCCAAAGAAA